Messenger RNA from Megalops cyprinoides (Indo-Pacific tarpon), 841 nucleotides. RefSeq lists its product as uncharacterized. The record is from RefSeq and is a predicted model, not a curated record. Lineage: Eukaryota; Metazoa; Chordata; Actinopteri; Elopiformes; Megalopidae. Bases 1 to 810 code for a protein of 269 amino acids. The transcript is spliced from 8 exons.
AUGGAUACGCGAGUGGCAUCACUGGAGAGGGAUAUUCAGUUCUUGCAGCGGCAGCACAAAGAUACGUUGGAAAAACUCCACCGUGAAUUAGACGAGCUGAAACGGGAAAAUAAAGAGCUCCACUAUAAGAUGAUCAUGGAUCCACCACAAACUCACAGAAAAGGGAGUGGUUCCUGCAGAAGAUGUAACCGACCCCUCCCCCAGACAGAGACGCAGGCCCAGAGGGGGGGCCACCCAGAGAGGGCUCGGAGCGCCAGCCCCCUGUCGCAGGGAACUCCCCUGAGCUGUGGCACGGAGCACAGCGAGGCCCCUCCUAAACACUACACAGACAUGGCCCCGCCCAGACCAGCGCCCCCACCCCCAGCGGACAUGGAGCCGAGGGGGGGUCUCAUCACCUCCCUGCAGCCCCUGCGCAUCCACAGCGGCCCCUCGCGACCCCCCCGAGCCCCCACCCUGCAGGAGUGUGAGGUUAUUAUCCGUCAGCUCUACAACGCCAACAGCCUACAGUCCCAGGAGAUCCAGCGCGUGAAGGCCGUCCUGAGGGACAUCGUGUUCAGCAAGAAGAUCACCCCAGAGACGUACAUCAUGACCAAGGCCUACCUGGCCGACGGAACCAGAACCGAAGAAGCAGAGAGGUUCCCCAAACUCCCGCUCAAACCGUUGCAGCAGAGACUGGUGGGGUCCCAGGUGGGCGUGGCGGAGAGGGUGGUCCUGCCGGCCCUGAAGCAGAGCGUGGGCAGCAGCGUGGCGGAGCGGCAGCGGAGGACACAGGCCGUGCAGAGAGGCCGUCUGAGGAGGACGGUGCACUAAGAGGGACAAACUGCGCAGCCAGAGACUCAAA